UACUUUUUAACAGACCUUGUUGUGUGGAUUGUUGUGUGGAUUGUGGCCAAUAGAGCAUUAUUCAAACUUGCUUCAAUUGUUUAAAAUCGGUAAAAUUGUUUAUAACAAAUUAUACCGAGUGAUUGAUUUAAAAACGCAUUAUUAAAGUUAUAAAAAUGAGUGUCGUGUUUGAGCAAGUUAGAGAUAAAUAUUUUAGUGACGAUGAGUGGGAAAAAAUGCCGGAUGCAGAGAAAAAUAGGCAUAAACUGAUGUACGAAAAUUACACGAACUGCGAUGAGGAAUACAGUUAGUUUUUUGUCGUUUUUUUACGUUUUUCGGCCCCUAAUGGUAGAGUUUUAGGAUUUUUAAUGCCCGUACCGGAAUUUUUGAAGAAUAAAACGCCAGAAUUUGCCGCGAAAAAGAGAAGAGAGAGAGAGAAGAGAAGAGUCGACGAUAGCGAUGUUUUUAGGAAACCCUUGUUCAGUGUUAAAAGUUUUGAAGAAAUUCGUAAAAACCCAAUCAGAAGGGCAAAAUUGAAGCCGGUCAAUUUUGAAGAAGUACCGGAACCGAACGAUGACAGAUACGUUUUUUGUGAUAAAUGUGACACAGACAAUGUGGAUUUUUGUAAGAAAUGUGGCGUAUUAAGGUUAAUAAUAGACAAAAAAGUUGCGAUGGGUGUUGAAGAUAGGGCGAAAAAAACUCUGCCCUCGUGCAUGGAGAUACGAGAUUCGCCUAUACACAACUUGGGGGUGUUUGCCAAGGAAGACUUGGAAAACAAUCUCCAAAUGGGACCUUAUGAAGGUUUAGUUACCGACAAGGAUAAUGCUGAAGGAUAUUCGUGGAAAUUAAACAAGGGGACUUUGGUAAAUGGUAUGGACGAGAAGAAUUCAAAUUGGUUGCGCUACGUGAAUUGCGCUAGACACGUGAAUGAACAAAACAUUAUAGCCUUCCAAUAUAGAGGAAAAUUGUAUUACAGAACUUUCAGAAAUAUAAAAAAAGGGGAGGAACUUUUGGUCUAUUACGGACUUAAAUUCGCAACUGAGUUAGGUAUUAAAGAGAAAAAUUACUUCGACGCAAAUCAGAAUAUCGUGGAAAGUAACACCAAGAAGACUAUUAAGGAGAUUGAAAACAAAAUCGAUUAUUUGAUACCCAGAGAAGAGAAAGCAAUUUUGGAUUUUUAUAAAUGUAAAUACUGUUUUUGGUGUUUUACGACAGAAGACUUCAAGUUAAUACAUAUGAAGAGGUGCAAAUCUAGAAAUAAUAAAGUUGGGGAAAAUUUUGAUUGCGUCUACAGCUGCAAGCACUGUCUUAUUCAGUUUUUCAAAAAAGAAUUAUGUUCAAGUCACGAAAAAAAAUGUUUAAAGCCAAGAGUUAGAGUUGAAAAAGAAAACAUGAAAAUUAUGUUCAUAAAAAGGAUGAACAGGAGCAAUUUAAAUGCAAAAAAUGUGAAUUUGUAA
Messenger RNA from Brassicogethes aeneus, 1436 nucleotides. NCBI's taxonomy places the organism in Eukaryota, Metazoa, Arthropoda, Insecta, Coleoptera, Nitidulidae. The record is from the annotation of a GenBank genome assembly.